Messenger RNA from Diabrotica virgifera virgifera (western corn rootworm), 1655 nucleotides. RefSeq names its product cytochrome P450 4C1-like. NCBI's taxonomy places the organism in Eukaryota, Metazoa, Arthropoda, Insecta, Coleoptera, Chrysomelidae. The coding region runs from base 70 to 1548 and encodes 492 amino acids. The record is from RefSeq and is a predicted model, not a curated record. The transcript has 7 exons. Gene Ontology annotation, molecular function: monooxygenase activity; heme binding; oxidoreductase activity, acting on paired donors, with incorporation or reduction of molecular oxygen.
CGAGAAGGUCCAUUAUCUUAGUUGUUCUAACAUCAGAACAACUAAAGUGUUGUCUAAGAUUAGCUAAAAAUGAUUAUUCUUAUCCUGGUGUUGUGCGUCAUUGCAAUAUUUUUAUAUCGAGAGUAUACUCAUCAUAAAUACUGGAAAUAUAUUAACGAAAUCCCAGAACCUAAAGGUUUGCCGAUUAUUGGCCAUUAUGAAUUAAUGAAUCUAGGGAGUGAGGAACUUUUUAGACUCAUCCGCCAGAGAUCAAAAGAGUUUCAUCCAAUAUACAAAACAUGGAGCUUCGAGAUGUAUUUUAUUCAACUUUCAGGCCCACCUGAGGACAUGGAGCUAAUUUUAGGACAUUCAGAAAAUAACGACAAAAGUUUUAUAUACAAUUUUUUAAACAAUUGGCUUGGAACAGGGUUAUUAACCAGUAAUGGUAGCAAAUGGCAUUCCAGAAGAAAGAUAUUGACCCCAGCUUUCCACUUUAAUAUCUUACAAAAAUAUCUUGAAGUGUUCAAUAAAGAAACAGAAAUUUUACUUGACGAGCUGGAUAAGGCCGCUGGAAAGGAAUAUAUUAACGUAUUGAAACCAAUAACUGAUUUUACGUUAUUUUCAAUAGGAGAAUCCGCAUUGGGGGUGAGUCUACGCGAAAAGAAUUGUGAUGAAUAUAAGAAGGCUAUUCAUGAGUACGGAAAAAUUGGCGCAUAUAGAAUAAUGAAACCAAUUUUGUAUCUAGAUUUUAUAUUUAAUAUGAUUCCAGUCGGUAGGACACUUAAAAAAUAUAUAAAGACGUUACAUGAUUUAUCGACCAAUAUAAUUCGAGAAAGGGAGCAAAGCAAACAAAUGGACGGAGAAGGAAAUUUAUCCUACUCGAAAAGAAAAAGAUUGGCCUUAUUGGACCUAAUGCUUGAAGCAAGAGCAGCUGGUGAAAAUAUUGAUGAAGAAGGAAUUAGAGAGGAAGUAGAUACGUUUAUGUUUGAGGGUCAUGAUACGACAUCGGUAGCACUCUGCUAUAUUCUGUUAAAUUUAGCCAAUGAGCAAGAACAUCAGGCAAAAGUAUAUGAAGAGAUUCAAUCAGUCUUAGGAACAACUCAAUAUCCAACUCAGCAACAACUAGGGGAGCUCAGGUUCAUGGAAAGAUUCGUUAAAGAAUGUCUGCGUCUUUAUCCUAGUGUGCCAUUUAUUUCCAGAAAGACUGGAAAGACUGUACAUACUCAUUCUGGGUACACAAUACCUAAGAAUUCGACAGUUUUUAUACAUAUUUAUGAUUUGCAUCAUGACGCGACAGUAUGGGAGGAUCCAGAGAGAUUUGAUCCUGAUAGAUUUUUGCCGGAUAAUGUUGCCAAAAGACAUCCGUUUGCAUAUUUACCAUUUAGUGCCGGAGGAAGAAACUGUAUAGGCCAGAAAUUUGCUAUGUUGGAAAUAAAAGCUGUAUUGUGUGGAAUCCUUAGAAAAUUUAAAUUGGAAUCAGUAGACAAACGAGAAGACAUUAAAUUUAUAGCAGAUCUCGUAUUAAGACCAACUGGCGAAAUACGAGUCAAGUUUUCUCAUCGACAAUAAAAAAUACACUUACAUAUUACUCGAAAAUAAUAAUGCUCGAAUACUUCUACAUAUAUUUUUUCAAAUUAUCAUUUGAGAUCAAAUAAAAAAAUGAAUAAUUGUCAUAA